CUCGCUCACUUGUUCACUCUCUCGCGUCGAUUCUCUUUUUUUCUGGCUAUUAUCGAUUCUUUUUCUUUCAUUUCUUGCACGCGUUUCUUUUUUUUUUUUUUUUGCGUUUUUCUUUGAUUUUUCAGGAGUUCAUCUGCGAAAGAUGGCCACUGGUGCGGAUGCCGCAUCGCCGUUGUCAUCUACCAAGAUUCGCCCACACACUCUUCUUCAGGAGCGCAUCGUCUCCAGAAACGCGCCCUGCCGGCCGCAGUACGACAGGUUUAUUCCCAACAGAGGAGCCAUGGAUCUUGAUGUUGCUCAGUAUUUGAUGGUGGAUUCGAAGAAAGAGAAGCCAGUAGGCAUUCUAUCACCAUCACAGGAAGCAUAUAGGAAGCGGUUAGCGGAGGUCUGCCUAAAGAACAGGACCAGGAUCCUUGCUUUCAGAAGCAAACCUCCGGAGCCUACUGAGAAUAUUCCAUGGGAAGUUUCUUCAUCACCGCAGCAUUCUAGGACCGUCAAGCCUCGCAGAUACAUUCCUCAGUCUGCGGAGAGAACUCUGGAUGCACCUGAGCUGGAGGAUGACUACUACUUGAAUUUGCUUGAUUGGAGCACCAGAAAUGUUUUGGCGAUUGCUCUUGGGCGCUCUCUCUAUCUCUGGGAUGCAUCAGAAGGUACUGCUUCCGAGCUCAUGUCAGUUGAUGAGGACAGUGGCCCAAUUACAAGCGUUAGCUGGGCUCCUGAUGGUAAGCAUAUAGCCGUUGGUUUGAAGAGUUCAGCAGUUCAGUUGUGGGACACAGUGGCAAGUAAGCAGUUGAGAACUCUACGAGGUGGUCAUCAAUCAAGAGUUGGUUCUCUUGCAUGGAAUUCUCACAUUCUUACGACUGGUGGAAUGGAUGGUUUAAUAUUUAAUAAUGAUGUGCGCAUUCGAUCUCAUAUAGUUGAAGAAUACAAAGGACAUGAACAAGAAGUUUGUGGAUUAAAGUGGUCAAGCUCAGGCCAACAAUUAGCCAGCGGAGGGAAUGACAACCUUCUGCACAUCUGGGAUCGGACAAUGGCAUCAGAGCAAAAUGCUAGACAGAAUCAAUGGCUACACAGGCUGGAUGACCAUAGGGCUGCAGUGAAAGCAUUGGCCUGGUGCCCAUUCCAGGGAAAUCUACUUGCAUCAGGGGGUGGUGGCAGCGACCGCUGCAUUAAGUUCUGGAACACUCAUACUGGAUCCUGCCUGAACUCUGUAGAUACGGGUUCACAAGUUUGUGCACUCUUAUGGAGUAAAACUGAAAGGGAACUUCUCAGUUCGCACGGGUUUGAUCAGAACCAGUUGACAUUGUGGAAAUAUCCAUCGAUGGUUAGGAUGGCAGAGCUAACCGGUCAUACUUCAAGGGUUUUGUUCAUGGCUAUGAGUCCAGAUGGGUGCACUGUGGCAUCUGCCUCUGCAGGAGAUGAAACAUUGCGAUUCUGGAAUGUUUUUGGGAAUCCCGAAACAAACAAAAAGCCAGUCAGCAAGCCACUUGGGCCAUUUGCAAGUGUCAAUAGCAUAAGGUGAAAACAGAAAAAGCGAACAUGAUUUAAGAUGGCAGACGCUGCAAGGGUAUUCAGCUUAGUUAAAUUCCCAAGGUUCAGGUAUAGAUACCUAUUCUUUUAUGACUAUUGAGUGUAGGUCUAGUACCUUGCAAUCUGACUUGGUUUUAUUCCUUGCAUAUGUGUCAACAGAAUAUAGAUAGGGGCAGACCACUUGGGCCCUCUGCAAUGUCACAAAGAUUUGGAAUUUGUCCUACAAAUUUGAUUUGCAGUUCUGGUUCGCUCUUUAACUUAUCUAUGUUAUGUUUUUGAGAUAUGCCCAUAUUGAAUUUAAGUUCUUUGGUUGAAAACACUAUUUUGAUACAUUAAACUUAUCUGGAUGAUCAGAUUUUUGAACUGGGUGAUAUUGCUCUGCAAUGUCACAAAGAUUUGGACCUUGUCCUACAAAUUUGAUUUGCAGUUCUGGUUUGCUCUUUAACUUAUAUAUAUUACCUGGCCAAUGUUUUUUGGUAUCCCAUAUUGAAUUGAAGUUCUUUGGCUGACAACACUAUUAGUUAUCCGGAUGAUCAGAUUUUUGAACUGGGUGAUAUUGGAUCUUCACUUAAGGGUUAUGCCCAAGGUCCUACGUUAUCCUUAAUGCCUAAAGGUGCCAAGGAAACAUUACAAGUCCUGAAAGUUAUGACCAAGGUUCCUACAUUAUUGUUUAGCUUAAAAAGUUAUUGUUGGAUACUUGUUAGAAUGCAAGUUAGUCGUCUGCAAAAUGGUUGUGUUUCUUUUUUUUUUUUUUCAAGGAAAGCAAUUUCAUGCUUUUAGUUUUCUGUUGUUUCUUUUGAAAAGUACCUGGUAAAGAUCUUAUUCAAUUAUCCCCCAGAAAAUUUAUUCCUAUUUAUUUACUGUCUUUAGGUUGACUUGUUGGUUCUUUCUGAUAAUCUUAUAUUUCAUGCUUGCCCUGCUGUUCCUUUUAUUGCUUGAGUGGCCUAUGUGCAAAAAUUUUUUAGUACUAGCUAUAGGUUGCUGUAGAUUGUACUUGAAAUUUUACUACUUUCAAAAAAUAAUUUUAUUUGAUACUAAUCUUCUUGGAGCAAUGGUGGCCAUGGUUUCUCACAGCAGCGGGACAGCCUCAGGUUGUUGGUUUUUAGCUGUUUUUUUUCUUGUUACCCCUAAUCCUCUUUGUGUGAUUCAGUAUGCAAGAGCCUCUCAGUAUGUGGCCUGCUUUUGGUGCCUGCUUUUCUCCAACAUCUGACAACCUCAGUAUGGAAGUCUGUUGACAACAGCCCUAGUAUGGAAGUCUGCUGUUUAGUUUCCUAUUCUUUGCACUUGAACUUACGAUUAUAUUUGUACUACAUAAUCAUAAUGAAUCUUCUCUUAUUACUCCGUGGAUGUAGCCACACAAAUUGUGUGGUGAACCACGUAAAAAUUGUGUCAGACUAUCUGUGUGCGUGUGUCUGUCCUGCGUGUGUAACGAGCAAGAGCUGCAAGAAUAUUAUGUGAACCAGCAAAUUUCAUGUGUUCAAAUUAGCUGAUGCACCUUGGAUAUUUUGAGCUCUCUAUUUCUGGCAACUUGCAUAAAAAAGUUAGAAAAUUAUUGGAAAUGCUUUAAAACACAGGUCAGGAAAUGCUUCAAGACCAUUUUGUCAGCUGAAUUAUUGGAAAGACCGACCAACUUUGAAACAAGGUUACGGUGUUGUCUAUGACUUUUGUCUCUGUUUACCCUGUUCUUAAGAUGCGCUCCUGUCGAUUACCCCAAUCGUGUCUAGUCAUCAAAUUUGAUAAAUAAAGUUUGCCCUUGGUGUGUGCCACAAUCUA
This is a messenger RNA of Nymphaea colorata (pocket water lily), 3303 nucleotides long. Its product is annotated as cell division cycle 20.1, cofactor of APC complex-like. Gene Ontology annotation, biological process: positive regulation of ubiquitin protein ligase activity; anaphase-promoting complex-dependent catabolic process; positive regulation of anaphase-promoting complex-dependent catabolic process. The coding region runs from base 143 to 1522 and encodes 459 amino acids. Gene Ontology annotation, molecular function: anaphase-promoting complex binding; protein binding; ubiquitin ligase activator activity. The record is from RefSeq and is a predicted model, not a curated record. NCBI's taxonomy places the organism in Eukaryota, Viridiplantae, Streptophyta, Magnoliopsida, Nymphaeales, Nymphaeaceae. The transcript is spliced from 5 exons. Gene Ontology annotation, cellular component: anaphase-promoting complex.